Blumeria graminis f. sp. triticale is the source of this 195-nucleotide messenger RNA. The record is from the annotation of a GenBank genome assembly. Lineage: Eukaryota; Fungi; Ascomycota; Leotiomycetes; Helotiales; Erysiphaceae.
AUGCAUCAUCAAAGUCACAAGUCCACGAGCCACUUUUCUUCGCUACCAGUCGGAAAUUUGAAGAACGCGGCUAAAAGGACUGCUUUUGGAGAUGUCAGUAACACGGCAGCAAAUGCUGCAAAAGUGCAAGCUGAUGGCUGUCUUGAAAAAAAAGUCCGUGAAAGAGGAAACCACCAAGUACCUCAAAAAAAGUAG